CGUGCGCCAGUCUUAUGCCCAUGGCACUUAUGCGGAGUAGAGAUUGUGGAAGCGUUUUGUGCAUUCAGACGCUGACUAGUCUCCACGUGCUGCGGUGGGAAUGAAGAGGCCACGCUAAGUCCACCAUCCUGUCUGGGCAAAGGGUGUAGCCGAAAAUCACCACAGCAAGAAUUUGGAGCCAUUCAAAGGUGAUUCAGCCAGGUUGAAGAAAAACUAGACUCCACAUCCAAUCUUGCCAGGCUAUUAAUGAAGGAAAUUCUCAUCUUCUGGGCCUUGGGCUCCCUAGUGGGGGAUUUGCUGGCAGAGAGAUCGCCACUCAUUCAACAAGCUACUUUUUGGUCCACAAACUUUGAAAACAUAUUCACGUGGGAUCAUGGGAGGGAGACAUCCCCUGGCACCGUCUAUGACGUGCAGUAUAAAACGUAUGGGGCAGUGUGGCAGAACAAAAGUGAGUGCCAGAACAUCACACAACACUUCUGCAAUCUCACACGAGAGACUGAAAGCUACACCGAACGCUACUAUGCUAGAGUGAGAGCCGUUGUCCCUGACUGCUGUGUGUCCAAGUGGAUCAAAUCCUUGAGGUUCUGUCCCAAGGAAGACACUGUUGUUGGAGAACCUGAAGUGAAAUAUAUCCCCAACAUCCGGUCAAUAAAGUUCAUUAUACAGCCUCCCUACACUCCUCUAAGAGACGAGGAUAAUCAGACCUUGACUGUGGAAGACAUUUUCAGCCAAUUUGAUGUCAUCCGAUAUCAGAUAAUAAUAUUUUGUGAAAACACACAGCAAAAGUGGAAGAAGACUGAGAACAACAAAGAAUUUGAAAUCUCUGAGCUGGACCCUGGCACUGAAUAUAAUGGUACAAUUCACAUCAAAUAUCUGGGAAAGAUUAGCAAGCCCCGUAAGUUUCGGGUGAAGACCCUACCAGACAAUCUUUGGAUGCCAUACUUGUUUGGGGUAGUUGCAUUUAUGGCUUUAUUGAUCUUUGGUACGAUAUAUUACCUGAUAUACAAAUAUAUUAAGAGGUUCACCACACAGCAACCCAUGUCUCUGAAUUUCAAGGACAUGUCACGCUUCCAGCCUCUCACACUAACUGUGGAGCAUAUCCUGAUGUCCCAUGAUAUAAACAAGUCUUUCCAAAUGGAUCCAGAGAUGAAGCCAGAACAGAUUAUUCAGCAUCUUCAAGAAGUACUAGAGCACCAAAAAGUAUUUGAUUUGCCAGAAAGAGUUUAUCAGCAACAGGCUGCAAUGGCAUCAAUCCACUGUGUUGCUACUCCCAUAGGCCAAGCAGACAAGGCAAUUACCAUUGGUUAUGCUCCACAAGUGACCCAGAAUAAACCACCUCACACACUAGAUGACAAGCGCUCGACCUUAACUUAUGGCAUAUGUGUUGAAGGCACCAGCCACUCCAACAAGAUAAACUCUUCAACAAGCAACAUGACAAAAUCUGAUUCUGUUGUUGAAGGAUCUAUUGGCAACGGACACACUAAAGUGCAAAAAGGAAAACAGCACAAAAGGGGAUUGUGGGAAAGCCUGGCACAAAAGAAGCCAGCACCGGAGCUGGAAAGAGCUGAGGAAAUACAACAGCUGCUGCUUCAGGGAGACACCAAAGGCAGGCCACAGCAACUGCCUUCCUUUUUGCAAGAGAGAGUCCCCACCAUUUUAGGGGAAAGGACAGGAAGUUACAACAAGCAGCAACCAGUAGAAUUUUUGCCACCCACUAUGGAGAUCAGCCAACAGGCCACCUCAGAUGGUGACCCUCCAUUGUCAUCCAUGCCUAACUCCUUGUUUUCACUUUGCUCCAGCAACAACUGCUCGCAAGAUCCCAGCCCAGGGCAAUGGGUGGCCUGGGAUUCGUUAGCCUGGACCAAUAGCCAGUGGCCAUCUUCAAGAUUCCAGGUGAAAGAGUGCCUUAGUCAGGCCAGCGAGGGAUUGAAAAAUGAGCCCAAACCCCUUAGUUGUGCUACCCCAGAGUCCUUGGUCUUGACUCAGGAUAAUAUGCUGCUCCCAGGCCUGUUUAGAGACUUGGAGUUAAAAUUACAGUGGGACUAUGAGCAAGAUGAAAACACAGCUGUUUCUUAGUCAUUUACCCACCAAUUGUGGUGGGGAGGGGAAUUUAACAUACUAGCAGAAGAGAACCAGAAGCAUAGAGACCCCACUCCCUCCAAAACAGUGUAGAAGGUCAAUGUCCUUUUCUGAGGCCUUCAGUUCUCUUGGACCUCUUUUUAUGACUUGCUCUUCCAUAUAUUACAAAAAUGGACACAUUCGACUGGUUUGCAGUUACUAGUCUAGGAACUGCUGUAGCGGAUUCUUAUGCUAUUCCAAUAAAGUAGGAAUGGAAGAGCUACAGAAUCAUGUGGGAGAACUGUAGGCCAUUCAAUGAGGAUACAUUGGAGGAGAAAAUUACAGUGUAAACCACUUUGAGUCCCCAUUUGGGGAGAAAGUCCAAACACACUGUACAAAAGCAAACUAUGAGUAGGAUUGGCACCUUUUAAACCGAUCUCUAUAGCUAUCUAAUAUUAAAUAUUAGAUAGCUAUCAAUAUUAAAUAUUGAUCUUCAGCAGAGGCCUGUCCUGAAUAUCUUCAGCUGCCCAUUUCCAUGUACUAAGCCUCUGAUAAAGGGACAGGACAUUUUUCUCCUGGCCAGUUGGCAACCACAGCUGAGUUGCCUCUUUCAAGUGCUCUUAGGGCGCUUCCACACACGGUGACAAGAAGAAUCAGAGUAGGCAGGAACAGCAUCCCUGCCCAAUAUCACUCAGUUGUUCUGUGGCCAUCACCCCCAAUGCCUGCUCUUUCCCCCAAAAGCAGAGGUGUGUCAACAAUUGCACAGGCACCCCUGCAGACCCCAAACCCCACAUUUCCCCUCACUUUCUCUUUUCCUAUCUAGUCAUACUCUAAUGCUAACAUACUGUUUAGCAGGGGAAUUAGAAAAAAGCCCUUUUAAGAGCUAACCGGGGUGGGGGAGUUGUUCAGGGUUUAUGUUGUUUUAAUUUGUGCCUAGGGAUUCCAACCUCCAGGUUGGGACUGGAGAUCUCCCAGAAUUACAGCUGAUUUCAAGACAACAGAGAUCAGUUCCCCUGGAGGAAAUGGAUUCUUCAGUGCAUAGACUCUAUGGCAUUGUACUCAGGGCUUUUUUUCAGCUGGAACGCGGUGGAACGGAGUUCCGGAACCUCUUGAAAAUGGACACAUGGCUGGUGGCCCCGCUCCCUGAUCGCCAGACAGAGGGGAGUUUAGAUUGCCUUCCGUGCCACUCCAGCGGUGCGGAGGGCAAUCUAAACUCCCCUCUAUCUGGAGAUCAGGGGGUGGGGCCACCAGCCAUGUGACGAUUUUCUCCGAGGGCAACCCACUGAGUUCCACCACCUCUUUUCCCAGAAAAAAAGCCCUGAUUAUACUUCACUGAGGACCCUACCCUAGCUCCACCUCCAAAUAUCCAGGAAUUUCACAACACAAAAGUUGACGACCCUAUUUGUACUUCAUGUUUAAGGUGUAUUUUUAAAUCUCUGUGGCCACAAAAAGAUCUCUGAGUGAUUUGGGGCCAGUUACUUUUACAGUAUAACCUACCUCACAGGGUUGUUUUCAAGAUAAAAUGGAGGAAGGGAGACUGAAGCCAUUUUGGGGUCCCCACUAGGGAGAAAAGUGGGAUAUAUCUUAAAUAAAUAUCUUUUACUUUGUUAUGAUCUUUAAAAAAUAAAAGUGAUUUUUACUUA
Molecule: messenger RNA, 3701 nt
Organism: Eublepharis macularius
Lineage: Eukaryota; Metazoa; Chordata; Lepidosauria; Squamata; Eublepharidae
Gene: IL22RA1
Product: interleukin 22 receptor subunit alpha 1
Exons: 7
Coding region: 247-2076 (609 amino acids)
Molecular function (GO): protein binding
Source: RefSeq, a predicted model, not a curated record